UUAUCAACUGUAUAAGGUGAGAGACGUGAAAUCAAAAUGCUGUGGUUAGUUGUAAUCUUAGGAAUCGUGCAUGCUAGGGAAGUUUUAGGCGCAAAUAUUCUGAUUCUGGAGGGUCUCGCCUCUCCCAGUCAUCAUGUAUUUAUGCGUGUGAUAAAUGAAGCCCUCGCGAGACAAGGUCACAAUGUUACCUCGAUCAGUGCGGAUGUCGAAGCCAAUCCCGUGGCGAAUUUAACAUAUCUACAUAACGACAAAGUGUAUGAACAUAUUUACCAAGGAUAUGAUCCUGAUGGCAAUAUGAAUUUGAUGGAGUUUGGAAGUGGUGGAAAUCUCGCUACAAUCAUCGAAGUGGAUGAAUUCUAUCGCAAUACUCUGACGGGAAUCAAGAAAUCCAAGGGUUAUCAGCAACUUUUAGCCUAUCCAGAUGACUUCAAGUUCGAUCUCAUUAUUUAUGACUACAUGGCUUUACCUGUGCUACUGGGAUUUCACCAUAAAUUCCGGAAUCCUCCCCUAAUUGGGCUCACAGCCUUCAAUGGGAUCUCUCCUUCUGUCUUCUUCGUUGGAUCUUCAUUCUAUCCAGCUUACAUUCCCUUCUACUUUGGCAGUGGAUUUCGCGACACUUUUUUCGGACGAAUAGAGAACACAUUCCUCAAUUACUUUGACUACUUCUUCAGGAAUUACUGCACCCUCCCUAAGAUGCAUUCAAUGGUUAAGGAUGACUUUCCAGGCUUGCCUCCUUUAAGUGAACUUGAACGCCAAAUGCGUCUUGUUCUGAUAAAUUACAGUCCAGCAGUUCACGAUCCCGAACCCAUGCUACCCAAUGUGAUCCCCAUCGCUGGAAUGCACAUGCAGCAAAUAAAACCCCUGCCAAAGGACUUCCAGGAGAUCCUAGACAACGCCAAAAAUGGAGUGAUUCUCUUCAGCUUGGGAACGAAUGUAAAGAGCUGGAUGUUAGGCGAAGAGAGAAUUCAAAAAUUCGUCAACGCAUUCCGAAAGCUCCCUCAGUACACGUUUAUAUGGAAAUUUGACAAUGAAGAAGUUCCCAAUGUACCUAAAAAUGUAAUCAUUAAGAAAUGGGUGCCUCAAAACGAUAUCUUAGAUCAUCCAAAUGCUAAACUCUUCAUGAGUCAUUGCGGUUUGCUGAGUACCCUGGAAUCUACAUGGCACGGCGUUCCCAUUCUAGGAAUUCCGAUUUUCCUAGAUCAAUUUACAAAUGCUGAACUGCUACAGAAGUCUGGAAUCUCUGAGACGAUUUUCAUAAAAGAUGUCACGACUGAGGAAAUCGCCAAAGUAAUCGCGAAGAUGAUGACUUCAUCCAAUUACAGAAACAAUGCGAAGAUACGAUCGCAGUUAUUCAGGGAUCAGCCCCAACCCCCGCUUGAGAGGGCGCUGUGGCAUAUAGAUUUCAUCCUCAGGAAUCCGGAUGUUGAGUUCCUCCGCAGUAAAUCCAUCCAUCUGGACAUCUUCACUCGCCAUAAUGUGGAUGUGAUAGUUUUUGUCGUGGUCAUCUUGAUGAUUUUCCUCUGUGUUGUCAGGAAAAUCCUGAAACUCACAUGUGGACGACGCAAGUCAUCAAAUCCACUGAAGCAAAAAACCAAUUAAUGUCUAUCGUGCUUCGGAACUAAUAUUUUUUGUAAUUUGUGCAAGAUGUGUAAUCAUAA
Phlebotomus argentipes is the source of this 1658-nucleotide messenger RNA. Its product is annotated as UDP-glycosyltransferase UGT4-like. Gene Ontology annotation, molecular function: UDP-glycosyltransferase activity. NCBI's taxonomy places the organism in Eukaryota, Metazoa, Arthropoda, Insecta, Diptera, Psychodidae. Bases 37 to 1599 code for a protein of 520 amino acids. The transcript is spliced from 2 exons. The record is from RefSeq and is a predicted model, not a curated record.